Molecule: messenger RNA, 3060 nt
Organism: Cladocopium goreaui
Lineage: Eukaryota; Dinophyceae; Suessiales; Symbiodiniaceae
Source: the annotation of a GenBank genome assembly
AUGGGCGCUGCCUGUGCCCGCCGACGUCCCCCAUUGGUGGCAGAGGGCGAGACGCCCUUCUGGGAAGAGCUGGACCGUGCCUCAGCGGUGCCAACGCUGGCACCGGGGGCAGACACUGCACCGGAGGAGGAGGAGGUACCGGAGAAGGAUGAAGUGGAACUUCCAGGCUAUGAGCAAGCCAACCACCUGAAAGGCCAGGGGAAGGACAAGUUCGCCAGAGGGGAGGUCGAAGAGGCCAUGACCUGCUGGCUGCAAGGCCUCGAAGCCUUGCCCGGCUCCGCGUGUCCCAAGAAGCUCUUGGGCCUCCUACCCGGGCUGAAGCAAGAGGCUGAGGAGGAGGACCAUCGCAUCAGAGAACUGCGCGUGGCCUUGCUAUCAAAUUUGGCCUUGGGUUCUUUGAGACAGAAGCAAUACCGUCCCGCCGUAGGUUUCUGCGAUGAAGUCUUGCUGGAGGAACCCGGAAAUGUGAAAGCCUUGUACCGGAAAACUGAAGCGCUGGGUGAGCUAUGUGCGUGGCAAGAGGCAGAAGAGGCUGCAGCAAAGCUUCAGCAAAGUGGGGAGGAGGGAGCCAAGUUGGCACAGCAAAAGCGGGAGGAGUGGAAGCGCAAGCAACGCCAAGCCGAUGGCCAGCAGAAGAAGAUGUGGUCCGCCGCCCUGGAGAAGGAGAACGCCAAACCCAAGGAGUCCAAGGCCGACGACGUCAAUGUCGCGGUGCCAAACGGCGCCAAGAAUGGGGCCAAAGAGGUAGCCAUGGAGGCUUGGAAACCACCCAAAAUUGAAGUGAUGAGCACCUUCGAUUUGCGCAAGAAGACCAUUCGCUGGGAAGAAGAGGAGGACUUCUGUGACAAGGUUUGGAAAAAUUCCAUUGGUCGCAAAGAAGCCGCUUUCUUCCAGAAACGAGCGCUGCCCCUGUCCUUGCUGGCAGCUUCCGCCCUGUCAGACCUGGAUGUGUUGAAGACAUCGGAGCUCAUCGUGCAUUGCUUUCUAGAUGGCAACAUCGCGCCAUUUUCAGAUCCGCACGAUUGGAGCAUUUUCCUUAAGAGAUGUCCUCAAGUGCGAAACAUGUUGGUGGUCUACAUUGAUAUUGGUGCCAUUGGCGCUGACAAAGAUGGUCAACCCCCAGCUUCCUAUGGCACCUUGCUGCGUCCUACCGAAGAGGGUCGUGCUGGUGACCGCGUGGCACGAUCUGCGCGCUUCAUGGGGAGCUACAAGGAGUUCAAAGCGCAUUGCCGCGAUCUUCCGGGACUGGUCAAGGCACAUGUGGCCUUGUGGGCUGAUGUUCCCCUCUAUGGAUUUCACGAUGAUGACUUUUCAACCCGCCUGCAGGCGCUGAACGAGUUACGUUCGGAGGGGAUUCCCUGCGUCUUCACCUUCGGUGGCGAAGUUCAGGAACCCCAAGCGCCACCGAUGCCGCAGAAGCUGGAUCACUUUGCCAAGGAGUCCAUCGCCAUCCUUUCACUGGCCCUGGGUUUCCGCAAGUUGGCCCCCUGGCACUGGAAUCGCUUCAUCGUGCCCUUGGAACGCGGCCCGCAGGGCAUCCUGGCCGGGCACGCCGUGUUGGGCGUGCAGAAGCCCGGCGCCCCCGGGGUCAUCACUCCCAAGGCGGUGCGGGAGGCGUUGAAACGUCGCAAGAUCGAGGCCUUAACGGCCUUCAAACUGCCACAACUGGGAGGGCGGCAGGAACAAAGGAAGUUCCUGGAGAUGAGGGAUAAGCAAUGGCAAGCGUUUUGCCAACACCUUCAGAUGCAAGGAAGGGUGCCCGCCAUGGGCCCUAACUGCGAUCAAGAAGAGAAGAGGCGGCAGAUGAUGGAAUGGCAGCAAUUUGUUGGAGCCGAAAAUUCGGAGACGCACUGCACCUUUUUCCUGGACCAACUGCAUGAGCUUUAUCUUCAGCUUUUGGAUCAGGCCGCGACCAUUUGUUUCCUGGGCCCUGCGGAGCACUAUGAGGAGCUCAUGGCGUCUCACGGAGAUUUUUCCAUCGAGCUCCUCAAGAAGCAUCGUGAGAGAAUUCAAGGGCACACAGGCGAAGUGUUCUGGAGCACCGAUUGGGGUCGAUUGCUGGACGCCUCGUUGCGACAAGGCGAUCCUGAACGCUUCAAGACCUUAGGUGCCUGGACCAUUUUCUACAUAGAGAGAGGCAGCACCUGUAAAAUGCGCAGAUACUACUCGCAGGCUGCCGCCGAGAGUCGUCUCAUGAAAAUGCGCAGCGCCGCCAUCCUGUUGUAUCCCGCGCCUGAGUACCGAAAGAAACCCAACUGGGAUGAGUCGGACUACAAAGGUCAAGCAGGGCCACUCUUUGAGGCCAUCAAUGCGCACCUUUUGGCGAUUGGAGCCAAGGAGCCCGAAAGCAAUCCGAUCCAGGAUGGGGAUCUCUGGGAGUUCCUGGAUGAAUCGCCGCCAAAGGAGAACCUGGCGAUGUUUCCGGAGGUUCCAGGUUCCCUUGAAAUUCCACGGAUCCAUUCUGAAUCCUCUGUGGCAGAUUCUGAGAGGAUGAUGAGGUGGGCCUCCCGAAGAAGGUCUUCCACUUCUUCCGUGGUCAGCGACCACGAGGAGCACAGUGCCGCAGCCGAGUUGAGCCGCUGGGCCCAUCUUGGUCAAGAGUUGGAGCUCGUUCGUGCAAAAUGGGCAGCGCACAGCUGGUGUCGUUCAGGCCUCGCAGCAGAGUUGCUGUCUGAGAGCCCUGUUUUUGGCUGCCCUGCAGGACCUGACGCGUUGGUGAACGUCGUGUUGCAGAUGGCCGAAGACUUGGCAGCGCUAUUGCAGACAGAGAGGAGCAUUCUGGUUCCACUGAAGAGUGUUUGCAUGCAGCUGGGCACCCUGCAAGCGCGGCGUUUUCUUCAUCUGGCUCUAGCACAGCUCAGCCUCCAUGUGGACCAGUUCGUGGAGUGUGCGAAGCAAUUCCAUCAAAUCUUCGAAGCCCGUUUGUUCGACAGCCUCAGGCAGGUCGAUGGACCCACAGCUGCUGGUCAACGUCCACAGAAGCCCCUGGUGCAACGGAGCUAUCGAAGGGCCUGGCAGAGCCUUGGCGUGGUGACUGGUGGUGACUUUAGCAACGUUUAA